UUGGAUCCAUCCACUGCCUGUUUGUUUCCAAUCAGCAACCCAUCGUUGGCCAAUAGCCUUAUUUGCCUGUUGCCUGUUGCUCUGCAAUCUCGUUUAUCAUUCAAAGUUCUGCACUCGGCUUGACAGGUACUUGUUGCAGCAGUGAGCGGCAGUUCGUGCAACAUUGUCAGUGCCACAAUUCUAUUAGCAACUUGUGAAUACUCAAAUUGAAGCUAAUCGUAUCAUGUCCUAUUCAAUGCGCUGCACUUUGGUUGUCUGCGUGGCACUCGCUCUGUUUGCCGCUGGCUGCAUUGUAGAGGCUUCCAAAGCUCGACCACCGCGCAACAAUGAAAUCAAUACCAUGGCGGAUGCGCUGAAGUAUCUGCAGGAUCUCGAUGUAUACUAUGGCGACAGGGCACGUGUGAGGUUUGGCAAGCGCAACUCACUAAUACAAGCCAUACGCAAUCGAAUACUUACAAAUGGCAUCAACAAUAACGAACUUUUCAAUGACAACAACAACAAUGGCGGAGAGCUGAUCCAUGACGUUGGCCAGGAAGAAAUGUUUUAAUCACGGAGCGUAGCGAGGGGGAGGGAGAGAGAACAAAAUUGGAGCUCUGUUGCAUCUGUUUCAAAACAAUAGCUUGAACAAUUACCAAAACUAAAAUAUGAAUGUUAAUUACUAAUUAAUUAAAU
Molecule: messenger RNA, 672 nt
Organism: Drosophila hydei
Lineage: Eukaryota; Metazoa; Arthropoda; Insecta; Diptera; Drosophilidae
Product: neuropeptide F
Exons: 3
Coding region: 224-547 (107 amino acids)
Source: RefSeq, a predicted model, not a curated record